AUGGCGAAGAAGGCGCAGCAAAAGCGGAAGGGUGGGGCCCCCGCGAAGACAGCCGCAUCUUCUGUGAAGAGCAGCAGAAGAAAAACAGCAGCAGCAGCACCAUCAGCAGCAGGAGGAGGAGGUAGUAGUGUAGGCUUAAGUGUACGUAGAAAGGCUAAGACACACAAAGGCCGGCGGAUAUUAGCAGCAAGAGAAUGCGAGUCAGUUGCUGGUGUGAAGCGUUUGCUGCUGCUGCGCGGUAGCCGCUGCAGCAGCAUAUUGAAGAAUCUGCUGUCUGAUUUAAGAGAUAUAAAGAAGCCGUACUCGGUGUACAUACACCACAGGAAGCAGCAGGAGCUCUACCCCUUUGAAUCCCCUGAGCCUAUUGAAUAUCUGUGCAGCAAAAAUGAAUGCGGGGCCUUUGCGCUCUGCAGCAGCAGCAAGAAGCGUCCCUCUAGAUUGCUGCUGGGUCGGGUGUACGACCAUCAGCUGUUAGAUAUGCAUGAGUUCUCUGUAGAGCACUUCCUUCCUGCUGCUGCUUUUGCUGCAGCACAAGCACCAGCAGCAGCUUCUGUGCCGCUGCUGCUGCUGCAGGGGGGCCUCUGGGAGGCCUCUCCUGAGCUGCAAGCAGCACAAAAUCUGUUCGCAGAUAUAUUUAGAUUUGCUGCUGCUCCUCAUGACGUCUCUCUUCAGAAGCUCUUCUUAUCAGGAAUAGACAGAUUAAUAGCAAUAAGCGCAGUACAAGCAGCACCAACAGCAGCAGCAGCAGCAGCAGCAGCAACAGGUGCUGCUGCUCCUCCUGAGCCUGCUGCGCAAGACAGCGAUGCAGGGGAAGCUGCAACAACGCAGCAACCAGCAGCAGCAGCAGCAGCAACAGCAGCAGCAGCAACAGGGGUUUUGAUUUGCAUUCGACAAUAUAGAAUUGUCUUAGUGAAGCCUCAAGGAGGGGCAGACGGAGCACCACCUGCUGUAAAGCUUGAAGAGGUUGGGCCCCAGAUAGACCUCAGGCCUGACCGCGUACGGUUGGCUUCGGCUGAGAUGUGGAAGUCUGCAGUGAAGACCCUGGAGAAGGCUCGUGCAGAGCAGCGGCAGCAGCAGCAGCAGCAGCAGCAGCAACAAGGGGCAACUAUCAAGGGCCCGCUGCAGCAAAAGAAGAAAAACAAAAAUAAAACAACGAAUGCAUUGGGAGAUAAACUCGGCCGCGUGCAUGUCGGUACACCCGACAUGCAGCGGCUGCAGCAGCUGCAGUCUCCUAUGCUGUUGAAGCUGCAGCGCAAGGAGCGCAAGAUGAAGCAGCAGCAGCAACAGCAGCAGCAGCAGCAGCAGCAAGAGCAGGAAGAGUAG
Molecule: messenger RNA, 1323 nt
Organism: Eimeria acervulina
Lineage: Eukaryota; Apicomplexa; Conoidasida; Eucoccidiorida; Eimeriidae
Product: brix domain-containing protein, putative
Exons: 2
Coding region: 1-1323 (440 amino acids)
Biological process (GO): maturation of LSU-rRNA from tricistronic rRNA transcript (SSU-rRNA, 5.8S rRNA, LSU-rRNA); ribosomal large subunit assembly
Cellular component (GO): nucleolus
Molecular function (GO): rRNA binding
Source: RefSeq, a predicted model, not a curated record